Molecule: messenger RNA, 2330 nt
Organism: Orussus abietinus
Lineage: Eukaryota; Metazoa; Arthropoda; Insecta; Hymenoptera; Orussidae
Product: caspase-1
Exons: 7
Coding region: 245-1450 (401 amino acids)
Biological process (GO): proteolysis; apoptotic process
Cellular component (GO): cytoplasm
Source: RefSeq, a predicted model, not a curated record
UUAAACGACCUUAAUUCGGCUGAUAAAAUGUGAACGCGAGUCUUCGAGGAAAAAAUAUCUGACAGAAAGAUCAAAGAAAAGAUAUGUAAUGUGGGGAUAUUAUCGUGGCGGCGAAAGAACGAAUAAAUAAGAAGAAUCUAUAAAUAAAGGACAUAGUAAAUCUAAUGACUCGGGAAACGUAAAUUAACUUGAGCUGGUCAGUGAGAAAUGAUGAUGUGUAUAAACUGACAGAAUAGAUGAUAAAAUGUAUAAGGAAUUUGUGAGUGAGAUAAAGAAUUCUUAUUUUAGUUCAGGUAUUAACACAAAACGUAAGAUGUCGAGGGAAGAUGCGACGACCGACGAAGAAACAUCGAGGGUGGAAUUGAUGCAUGAAAAACGUCAACGACGCGUCAGUGACGUCGCCGGGAAAUUCGGAUCUCCUGAAAAUAUUUUGCGACGAGGAUACUCCGCGCCAAUCCUUAGUGCCCGAUCGAAUAUAGAAUCACCGGAUCAAGGAUAUCCCACCACUCCUACGGAUACCGAAGAUGUUUUUGAGGAGCAAUUUGAAAAAUCUUUCGAAUGGCACGACGUGACCGAUGCUUCUCCUCAGCCGGUAUCGGGCGACGAAGAUGUGCCAAGAGUUUAUGAGGACGACGAUGAUAUUCACAGCGUUCCGAGCGGACUAUCGGCAUCAAUGCCUUUGAUACCUGAUGCCAAUCGCUACAAUAUGAAUCACAAGAAUCGAGGAAAAUGCCUGGUUUUCAAUCACGACGUCUUCGAAUUGGGGUUUGAGAAACGAACCGGCUCCUGCAUCGAUACCAAAAGAAUCCAGACCACGUUUGGAAGUUUGGGAUUCACCGUACAGAUUUUGGACAAUCUGAAACACAGCGAUAUCAUCGAUAAGAUAAAUGACUUAAGUUCGGAAGAUCACACUGACAACGACUGUUUGUGCGUUUUUGUACUGACGCACGGGUUAAACAAUGGUUUCAUUUGCGCAAACGAUGUUGCUUAUAAAGCCGACAGCAUCUGGAAACCUUUUACCGCUGACAGAUGUAUUUCCCUGGCUGGUAAGCCGAAGCUUUUCUUCUUCCAGGCUUGCAGAGGAAACAGGAGUGAUCGAGGAAUCACCCUUCAAUCUCGCUCCGGAAGUAUGGAAACUGAUUCUGCCGUCAGUUCUUAUAAAAUUCCCACGCAUUCGGAUUUUCUUAUAGCUCACAGCACCGUGGAAGGGUUCUACUCGUGGAGGAAUCCAAAAGAAGGCUCCUGGUACGUGCAGUGUCUAUGCGACGUGCUCGAUAAUUAUGCAAUGUCUACAGAUUUAGCGAGGAUGCUGACUCUCACCGCUCGGAAAGUCGCCACUGAACAUGCAACGUAUAACGACCUUAAUCCAGCUAAAGCCGACCUAAAGCAAGUGCCUUCUACGACCUCGAUGCUAAUCAGAGAGCUUUACUUCACACCUAAGCUCAAGUGAUGAGCACUCUUGCGUGCUUUGUGGUCCAAGUAGCGCCACUUUAUCGCAGCGCGAUAUCGAAUCUGAAUAGAAAGAUAAUGAACAACGAAAAGAGAGCUUCUUCUAGAAAGCCGCAGCUAGAAUGGCUCCAUAAAAGACGUAUCUAAACUGGGCUUGAAACAACUCUGUGUUCACUCUGCUCGUAUUUUCUUUUAUUAUCUCAUAUACCCUUUAGGCCAGAGUGCCUCUUACCUGGAGCGAUAGUUUAUUUUGCCAGUUAAAUGAGAUUAUUUCGAUUUUCUAACGUGUAGGGCAACUCGAGCAACUGGGGCGAGCUACGUCUUUUUUUGGUUUAGAACAUGAAAAAAAAAUCACAGGAGGAGAUGGAGUAGUUUAAUAAAGUCUGGCCUCGCAAGCUCUUCCUUUGUUUAUAGGUGUAAUAAUGAGCCUGCAAGGUGGAAUCGUAUCUUUCUUUAACACAAGGCAAUAAUCGUUCAAAAAUAAAUAGAUCUUCUUUGGUACUCUGUAAAUAAACGUAUUUAAGUAAAUCAUUCGAAAAAUGAAAUUUUCACGCAUAAUUUCUACCGUCUAACACUUUACCUAAAUAUUUAUUUCUAAACCGAUCUUCGGACAUCUACGAACUUCGACUUAAUUACACUAUUGGACAUCUUCCUUUGCAAUUUUUUUUUUCUAAUUUUAAUUAAAACAAAAUACAGCUCUUUCCACUCACGUGACUCACUCUGUAUAUGCUCGGUUCGAAUGAGCGUUUUUUUUUUUACUUUUACGCCCUAAGAUCUGGAUAUUGUUCGUAUCCAUAAACUGUAUAGCGCACACCUUUUGAAAGAUCUUUUGUACAAUUGCCAUGCAGUAUUUGUAAUAAAGCCCGAAGUCAAUAACAUCA